UGACUAUUGUUAUUGCCGGGUAUAACAAGUGAGAUCACGAUAUUGAUUUGUGUAAACCUUUAAAUAGAACAAGUAUAUUUGUGUUUUAAACGUUUCAUGCGAUGUUUUUGCGUCUACAUUAACCUAUUUUGGAUUAUCCACUUAAGAAGUAAGAAGAGGUACUAGACAAUGGGCCGAGGCGAAGGAUCUGGCUGGGGGUCAGGCUGGGGAUUUGGAAUGGGAUCAGGCCGCUACAAAGGAAAGACCGAAAGAGUUAUAUUCCCGGCAAUGCCUAUUCCUUUGGCGAUUAUAUGCUGUGUUUUAAACUUUCUUAUACCUGGUCUAGGGACGGCAAUUGCCGGUGUGAGCGUUUUUUGCUGUGCACGAAACGAAGACAUGGACACGUCAGCAAGGACGUUGAGUUGUUUUUCCAGCUGCGGGAUUGGCUUUCUCCAGUUGGUGACUACAGUGCUAUUGUUUAUUGGAUGGUUUUGGAGUUGUUUCUGGGGAGUAACGUUUCUUAUGAUGAGUUUCGAGUACUACCAUAACAACAAUGUAGACGAAUUUGACAGAGGAACGGCGGUAACAACUACCGUACCGACCACACAUGUUAUAUACCAGAACGGCGCAACUAACCCAUCUGCCGUGAUCAUGCAACCUUCUUUCUUACCUUACCGGCUUGCUCAGCCGGAUACCCCGAUCGGUACUCAGCCUGAGUCAAAUGUCAUGUCACAGCAGCCAGUACCCCCACCGUAUCCUGGAGUGAGCGGAACAGUAACUGCUCCGCCGCCGUACGAUGCCAUGGUAUAUCAGUCUGGUUCAGCAUUUCCCAAUCCGCCUCCUUUACAGAACCCAGACGGCAGUGAACAGAAAGUAGGAUUGUAAAGAGAAGGCUUACGGGAGAAUAUUAAAUUAUGAUCUGUGAUAUUGUCUUAUUUUCUGUGCACAUAGAAGGACCUGUGACGGAUUCAAACAAAAAGUCUUUGGUAUGAUUCUUUUCAACGGUUACUGGAAUUAGUGUGUUAAAAUACUUGAAAUGUAGCUUUGAUCAGUUUCAUUUGAUCACGAUCUAAUAAGCAUAUUUAUCUUACAAUGGAUAUAUGAUGAUAUAAAAAUUGUCCUGCGAGUAAUGCGAAUUCAAAGAAAAAUAUAAAAACAGGGAAAAUUGACAAAAAUUGUCAUAUAAUAACAUAUGUAGCAAAACCACAAUGAAUGAGUUUAAUCGUACUUUUUUGAUAAAUCAUUUAUUUGUCACAUAUUAGCCACGCCUGUUGAGUAACUAGCAUCUAUGUACUUGUGACAGUCCUUUUCACGAAGCAAACAAAGCUGGAACUUAAGAAUAAGUAGAGUCAUGUUAACAAUACAGCAAUUCUUAAAAAACCUGAGCCGAAAACGUGUUAAAUAGAUUUAAACUCGCAGUCAUCUAAGCCAUGUUUGAGUUGUGAUCGAAAAAGGUUCUAUUUUGUAUAACACACAACUUUUUUAAUUUUUUUGAAAUACUGAAAAAGUAGAAACUAAAUAUUUCUUGAAGUAAUAUAGAUCUGUAGUCAAAGCUUUUGAAAACACAAUUAAGCUUGACUAGUUAACUUUACAUGAAAUCCUUUAAGCAUUGGAGAACUGUGAUUUUGCAUUUUCGUUGACCUUUUUAUGCCUCCGAAGGGAGGCAUAUUAGUUUUCAACUGUCCGUUCGUUCGUUCGUUCGUUCGUCACAACAUUAACUUUUUGCAUGAAGGCACUUUACUCGCGAACCACUGCACCAAGGACCUUCAAACUUCACAUGCUGAUAGUACUUAUUGAGUACACCAUUCCUACUGACUUUGGGGUAACCAAGUCAAAGGUCAAGGUCACAGGGGCCAUCGUUAAUUUUUUGCAUGAAGGCACUUUACUCGUGAACGACUGCAUCCAGGACCUUCAAACUUCAUAUACUGAUAGUACUUAUUAAGUACACCAUCUCUACUGACUUUGGGGUCACCAGGUCAAAGGUCAAGGUCACAGGGGCCAACGUUAACUUUUUGCAUGAAGGCACUUUACUCGCGAACCACUUCACUUGGGACCUUCAAACUCCGCAUGCUGAUAGUACUUAUUGAGUACACCACUCCUACUGACUUUGGGGUCACCAGGUCAAAGGUCAAGGUCACAGGGGCCAACGUUAACUUUUUGCAUGAAGGCACUUUUUACUCGCGAACCACUUCACCCGGAACCUUCAAACUUCACGUGCUGAUAGCACUUACUGAGUAUACCACCCCUACUGACUUUGGAAUCACCAAGUCAAAGGUCAAGGUCACAGGGGCCAACGUUAACUUUUUGCAUGAAGGCACUUUACUCGCGAACCACUGCACCCGGGACCUUCAAACUUCACUUGCUGAUAGUACUUAUUGAGUAUAUCACUUCUACUGACUUUGGGGUUACCAGGUCAAAGGUCAAGGUCAUAGGGAACCACUUCAUCUGGGACCUUCAAACUUCACAUGCUGCUAGUACUUAUUGAGUACACUACCUCUACUGACUUUGGGGUCACCAAGUCAAAGGUCAAUGUCACAGGGGCCAACGUUAACUUUUUGCAUGAAGGCACUUUACUUGCUAACCACUGCACCCAGGACCUUCAAACUUCACAUGCUGAUAGUACUUACUGAGUACACCACCCCUACUGACUUUGAGGUCACCAGGUCAAAGGUCACGGCCACAGGGGCCAACGUUAACUUUUUGCAUGAAGGCACUUUACUCGCGAACCACUUCACCCAGGACCUUCAAACUUCACAUGCUGAUAGUACUUACUGAGUACACCAUCCCUACUGACUUUGGGGUAACCAGGUCAAAGAUGAAGGUGCUGCGGGGGCAUUUGUCACCAUUAGUGACAGCUCUUGUUUAUUUUAUUAUCUGUAACCCUGUUCUGCUUACAGAUGCAUUUAUGUUAUUUUUUAUCAAAGUUUGAUAUUGUUCAUUACAUAGAAAUCACAUUUUUUCAUAUUGUUAAUGAUUGUUUGAAAGAAAUAAAAAAUAUCUUUAUU
This is a messenger RNA of Mercenaria mercenaria, 2984 nucleotides long. RefSeq lists its product as uncharacterized. Bases 169 to 864 code for a protein of 231 amino acids. NCBI's taxonomy places the organism in Eukaryota, Metazoa, Mollusca, Bivalvia, Venerida, Veneridae. The record is from RefSeq and is a predicted model, not a curated record. The transcript is spliced from 4 exons.